Messenger RNA from Iphiclides podalirius (scarce swallowtail), 1596 nucleotides. Lineage: Eukaryota; Metazoa; Arthropoda; Insecta; Lepidoptera; Papilionidae. The record is from the annotation of a GenBank genome assembly.
AUGUCGAAUUGGAUCGGUUACGCCGUCUCUGUAAACUGUGGUGAACCCCUUGGUUGCUAUCAAGGGACAAUUUUAGAGACUGAUGGCACUACAAUAACUCUGACAAAAGCUUUUAGGAAUGGCUUUCCCUACCCAAAAUCAAAAGUCACUCUUAAUGCUGCUGAUAUAAAGGAUCUAAAGAUAAUUGAAGAGUCACAUUCUCAGCCAGUUAAGCAAACUCAUAGUACAGUGGCUGUCACAAAGAACAAUAAAAAGGGUCAGCGUGCAACAGUAUGUGAAAACUUGCAAGCCAAUCCGUCUAGUUUACCUUGUACAGUUAGCAAUCAACAAAAUACAAAUAUUUUGAAUACUGCUCAUGUAACAAAGACUGCAUCUGUACGAGGGGGAGGAACAGGACCAACAAGGAGCAAGCCGAUUGAUAUUCAGGGAUCUAAAAACAAUAAGAACAUCAGCCAUUCUGGCAGCUCGGGCGCGGCCGGCUCGACGCCGAAGGGGCGCGCGCCCGGCGAGAAGGCGCGGCGCCGCAACGAGGCGUGCUUCGGCGACGCCGCGGAGCCCGCGCUGCUGCGCGACUUCGACUUCGAGGGCAACCUCGCGCUCUUCGACAAGCAGGUGAGGUGGCGGCGGGCGGCGCGACCGGCCCGAGUGGGUGGCAGGGGGAGGGUACCGUACUGUGUGUCUUCGGCCGCGCAGGCGCUGUGGGAGGAGAUGCGCAGCGGCGCGGCGCGGCCGGACGUGGUGCGCGGCGCCGACGAGGCGGGCGCGCGGCUGCGCCACGACGAGAGCGUGCUGGGCGCGCGCGCGGCCGAGCGCGGGCCCGCCAUCGAGCUGCCCGAGGAGCUGCGCGGCGGCGUGCAGUACCGCACCGAGGCGGGCGCCGCGGUGCCGGCCGCCAGCGCGGCGCUGCGCCGGCGCCUGUGGGCGGCGCUGCGCGGCGCGGCGGCCGAGGCGGCGCGCGUGCUGCUGGCGCGCGCCGCGGCCGACGACGUGGCGCUGCGGCUGGUGGGCGGCGGCCGCCGGCUGGAGCGGCGCAACGCGCACCAGGCGCCCGUGUGCGUGGCGCUGGCGGGCGCGCACCGCUUCGGCGCCGCCGCCGUGCUCGCCGCUCGCUUGCUGCACUCGCACGGCGCCCGCGCACACGUCUUGGUCGCGGGGUCGGAGGAGGCGGUGGCGGCGUGCGGCGAGCUGCAGCGCGAGCUGAGCGCGCUGGCGGAGAGCGGCGUGGGCGUGGGCCCGGCGCCGCCCAGCCCCGACCUGGUGCUGGUGGCGCUGCACGACCCGGAGGGCGGGGCGGGCGGCGGAGGCGGCGGAGGGCGCGCUGGCGUGGGCGCGCGGCGCCCGGGGCGCGCUGCUGGCGCUGGAGCCGCCGGGCGCCGGCUGGGCGGGCGUGAGCGCGCGCGCCAGCGUGGUGGCGCUGCUGCCGGGCGCGCUGGCGCCGUCGCUGGGCCGCGUGUUCCUGGCCAACGUGGCGCCGCCGCCGCACCUGUUCCGCGGCCUGCGCUACCGCUCGCCCUUCGGCGCCGGCAGCCUGCUGCCGCUGCACCCCGACGAGCCCGACGAGCCCGCCCAGCCCGCCUGACUUUCGCCCGCGCGCUU